Sebastes umbrosus (honeycomb rockfish) is the source of this 2575-nucleotide messenger RNA. RefSeq names its product small ubiquitin like modifier 1 (gene sumo1). Gene Ontology annotation, cellular component: PML body; nucleus. Gene Ontology annotation, molecular function: ubiquitin-like protein ligase binding; protein tag activity. The transcript is spliced from 5 exons. Lineage: Eukaryota; Metazoa; Chordata; Actinopteri; Perciformes; Sebastidae. Gene Ontology annotation, biological process: protein sumoylation. The coding region runs from base 143 to 448 and encodes 101 amino acids. The record is from RefSeq and is a predicted model, not a curated record.
GAAGAAGAUUCUUAUUUUGAAAGAAUCGAUACCCGACGUCACUUCCGGUUGAUGUUGAGCAUUCUCAUAACAGAAAGCUGGAGCUGCGACUGGAAGCUAACGCUAAGCUACACCUUUUAACACCACAAAGCAGAAGAACAACAUGUCAGAUACGGAGACAAAACCAUCCAGUCAAGACGGGGGAGAUAAGAAGGAUGGAGAGUACAUCAAAUUAAAAGUGAUUGGUCAGGACAGCAGCGAAAUCCACUUUAAGGUUAAAAUGACGACACAUCUGAAGAAGCUGAAGGAGUCUUACAGCCAGAGACAGGGUGUUCCAGCAAGCACGCUAAGGUUUCUGUUUGAAGGACAGAGAAUCGCAGACAACCAAACUCCAAAAGAGCUGGGGAUGGAGGACGAGGACGUCAUUGAGGUUUAUCAAGAACAGACUGGCGGAUUUUGGAAUGAUUAAACCUCCUGCAUUUCUAAAUCUUUUUUUUUUUUUCUUAUUUUGUAUUUUAUUUUGUAUGUAUGUACGUAUUUUUGUUCAGUUUCAAACCAUCUGGAUCAAAACCAACUCUUAUCAGGGCUUCCAUGUAUGAGGGCAGAAAGGUGAACAGACUGAGGUAAGGAUGAGGAAAAGGACAGCGGGUCUCUGGUCCUCUUAAGUGCAGGGAUGCUCAUGUUGUUGACCCGAGCAAUAGCAUUCAACGUGAGUGUUAUUACAUAGACAAACAUCUGUUUUUUUUCUGUUUUUUUGUCCUGUCUUUUUGGGGUGUCAGCGGAAGCAAAUAAUGCUAUCAAGGAACAAUCUGCAUUAAAGGAAUAGUUCACCCAAAAAGGAAAAUGUCAUCUAGUCACACUUAUUACAGCCAAGACAAACAAAGUUAUCAUGAUACGAUAUCACACAGUGUGUACAGCUUUGUUUGGCUUUCUCCAAAGAAUUAUAAAAUAAUAAAACCAGAAAAAAACAACACUAUGUCUUCAAACGGCCCCUCCUGUAUAAUGUUAGUGUUCUGAAACCAUACAGUUAGCACUUAGGGACCAACAAGUUUCAUAUUUACUAACUUCAGGUGCAUUUUGGGAUUUUUGAUCUCAGAGUGUUUGAAAAUGUUUUGGCAUUGAAACUAGCUAAUCAAGAAGCAAACAGAGACACAUGGACCCUGCGGCAAAAAACGCAAAAGUCCUUCUGGCCUCUAAGUUUGAGGUGGCUGAAGCAAAGCUGUGUCUGCUGAGCUGAUGUCAGAAAUAGUUUUUUGGAUGCACUAUUCCUUUAAAUCUGUGUUUGACUAGCAGCGAUUCAUCUUCUAUUUCCCUUGUACCGGACGUUUGCUUGCACUCCUGUUAAUUUUGUUGCCAGAGGAGUUUGACCCACCAAGUAAGAUGUCAAGGAUGCAGUUAUUUGUACCCGAGGCAGAUCAAUCCACACACCUUCUGUAUAACAUCCAGGGCAUUUAGCAGACGUUCUUACCCGAGAGAGGGUUUCCUUUGACACAAUAUGUGCUCAUAGACAGCUGGAUUGCUGGGCAGUCCGUCUAUAACUCCUCAACACCACACAUAAUGGAAAGGAGUCUGUCAACAUUUUGUGUCUCUACAUUUGAAUAAUUUGCAUUUACAGCCUCUGUGUGCCAUUGCAGAGGAACUGCACCCUUCAUGAAAUUGUAAAACUCUGAUAAUUGACCUGAUGUGGUAAUAUUUGAGAUUUUAAACACAUUUCUAAAUGAUAAUUGUGCUUUACUUGUAUAUGUUGUGUUCAGUAUUAGAGCGUGUUUGAAUGCUAUGCCAUAUGUAUCUCCGGUGUCGUCUUUUAUUUAUACUUGAGGGAUUCAUUCUGUAAUGAUAUAUCUAAAUAUAUACCCGAUAUGGAAAUAUUUUGCUCUCUGACAGUCACGCAGAUGAUUCUGUCUUCCAGCAGUUUGUUCAAAUUGUCAUCUUCGAACAGUGACAUGUUAUACUGCGGUGUCGGCGCUUGUUUUUAAAAGCUUUUUGUUUUUGGAAUGGUCAAUCUGUGUGCUGUAUGAAGUUCCUCAAGAAGGUUAGAAUCAUGAGCAGCCCCAAACUGACCAACAAAAACAUGUCUGGUUAUUUCCCUCUUCACAAACACUCAAAACGCCAGGUUAAAGCUGCAGUGUGUGAUGGUUGAACCACACCUUUGGGAUUCCUUUGCUUUCAGUGCACUCAAUACAAAUUCAGAAGCCUGUCAGCUGUCUCUACUGCCAUACAUUAUAUUUUUCAGGAUCCAUAAAUGUAGAAGUAAAAAACUUUUAAAGGAAGUAAUUCUCCUUUUCUAAAUGCAGUGAUUCUGUGAUCACAGAUCAGCUAUUGAAUGGUUGUCAUUUCCCAGAGGUGUCCUUAAAAGUAAAAGAUUUUCUCAACCUGGCUGACUGUUCAUCAUCAUCUUUCCUUCGUCGUCAGUGAGCGGCUCAGGUGAACUCCACUCCACCCAAACCCCCAGACAGGAAGGGCUGUGAUUUGAGCCAUAACGCUGAUCUCAGUGAGGCGAAUGGACUGUUCAUCAUUAGAGGAACAUUGAUACAGAUGGUUUGAAAUUCUGGAGAUGAGCUUUUUGCUUUUUUUGAAUAAAAUAUUUAAGAAAAUA